Messenger RNA from Glycine soja, 804 nucleotides. Its product is annotated as monothiol glutaredoxin-S15, mitochondrial-like. The transcript has 6 exons. The coding region runs from base 133 to 621 and encodes 162 amino acids. NCBI's taxonomy places the organism in Eukaryota, Viridiplantae, Streptophyta, Magnoliopsida, Fabales, Fabaceae. The record is from RefSeq and is a predicted model, not a curated record.
UGGUAUUUUAACCAAGUAAGUUGGAAUGCCCUUUUAGUCUCGGAAUCCAUCGAUCCAAAACCCUAAUUGAAGUUGUCUUGUCUGCGUUCUCAAACGUUGUUGCUUGCUGCUGCUGCAUAGUUGAUCGAAAGCAUGACAACAUCAUUGUCCAGCAUCCUUUUCAAGGGAAUUGCAGCUCGUUCUUUCACCGCCCCUCUAACUAGGUCCUGUUAUCAUGGAAUGAGAUACUUUGCUACUGUAUCAAAUGAUCCUGACACACAUGAUGACUUCAAGCCAGCUAAUAAACUUGAGAAUUCCAACAUUUCUUUGGCUGAUGUUAUUGAGCAGGAUGUCAAGGAUAAUCCUGUUAUGAUUUACAUGAAAGGUGUGCCUGAUUUUCCACUGUGUGGAUUUAGUUCUCUUGCAGUUAGAGUGUUACAACAAUAUGAUGUUCCUUUAAGUGCUAGAAACAUUUUGGAGGAUCCUGAACUGAAAAAUGCUGUAAAAGCUUUCAGUAACUGGCCAACAUUUCCACAAGUUUUCAUUAAGGGAGAGUUUAUCGGUGGAUCAGAUAUUGUUCUUAAUAUGCAUCAGACGGGUGAUUUGAAGGAAAAGCUUAAAGAUAUUACGUCCAAGCAGUAAAAGGACGAGUAAUGUGAUGAAAUUCAAAGAGAGUGAGGUAGUUUAGACAAACUUAUUUGAUGUAAUCUGUUUCUGUUGCUGAAAGAUGUCCUUAUGUAACUUCUUUGAACUAGAUUUUCUGGAUGGUAUUAAGUUAUUCGGCAAAUAAAAAAUUGUACUUUUAAGUUAUUCCUUUCUAUAAAA